Mytilus trossulus (common blue mussel) is the source of this 1812-nucleotide messenger RNA. RefSeq names its product agrin-like. Bases 213 to 1661 code for a protein of 482 amino acids. The record is from RefSeq and is a predicted model, not a curated record. Gene Ontology annotation, biological process: cell differentiation; multicellular organism development. Gene Ontology annotation, molecular function: protein binding. Lineage: Eukaryota; Metazoa; Mollusca; Bivalvia; Mytilida; Mytilidae. The transcript is spliced from 16 exons.
UUUACAACAUAGUUUAACCUUAGAGCAACUAUUAAAAUAUUUGAUAAAACAAAAAUGGCCUAACAGUUUUCUUUGGGAAUUGAAGUGUAACGUAGAUGCAAAAAUUCAUGGACGUAUAUCCCUUUGGCUAUUUGAUAACGAAAUUCUGGACAUUUUUACUAUAAGAUAUUCAUAGUUUAAAAAAGCAAGCAGUAUAUAAGCGAAAAGACAAAAUGGAUUCCACUAUAUUGGUAUUAGCGAUGAUAACAAUGAUAUUAAUUCAAUCGUCAACGUCAACCCCUAUUAUAAAGAAGACGUUUGAUUCGAUCUGUGAAAGUGUGUGGGAUCCAUUAUGUGGAUCUGACGGAAGAACAUACCAUAAUAGAUGUUACCUUGCUUUAAAUCCUUACGUCAGCUAUGUGCACCGAGGUAAAUGUCGGUGUACUCAUCUGUACCAACCUGUAUGUGGUGUUAAUGGGAUCACGUAUAGAAACGACUGUGUUCGAGAUUUAAAUGGAGUAAACAUAGCCUAUGUAGGCACGUGUAUAACAAGCUGUCCCACGGAGUACGUACCUGUCUGUGGGGUCGAUGGACAAACAUACUACAACAAGUGUUAUUUAAAAGCUGCGGGCGUCGCAUGUGCUUAUGAUGGAAAGUGUGUUCAGCAAUGUCCAAGUGAAUACGACAUUGUCUGUGGUACUGAUGGCCUUCUCUACGUUAAUGACUGCCAUAGGAAAAUGAAUGGGGUUGGUUUAGCGGACAUGUCACUAUGUAAAGAGAAAUGUUCAUUAGAGCUGGUCCCUGUAUGUGGAGUGGAUGGACGAACUUAUGACAACGACUGUAUCAGACAAGCAGCUGGAGUACAGUUAGCAUCAGUAGGGGAAUGUCCAGUUAUCUGUACAGAAGAGUAUAACCCAGUUUGUGGUGUAGAUGGCAUCACAUAUGGCAAUGAAUGUAAAAGACAGAAAGCUGGAGUACAGUUAGCAUCAGAAGGGGAGUGUCCAAUUAUCUGUACAGAGGAGUAUAACCCAGUUUGUGGUGUAGAUGGCAUCACAUAUGGCAAUGAAUGUAAAAGACAGAAAGCUGGAGUACAGUUAGCAUCAGCAGGGGACUGUCCAGUUAUCUGUACAGAUGAGUAUAACCCAGUUUGUGGUGUAGAUGGCAUCACAUAUGGCAAUGAAUGUAAAAGACAGAAAGCUGGAGUACAGUUAGCAUCUGUAGGAGAAUGUCCAGUUGUUUGUACAGAGGAGUAUAUCCCAGUUUGUGGCGUAGAUGGUCUCACAUAUGGCAACGAUUGUAAAAGACAAAAGGCUGGAGUUGAACUAGCAUCACCUGGAGAAUGUAAGAAGUCGUGUACAAACGAUUAUAAUCCUGUAUGUGGUAGUGAUGGAUUAACAUAUAUGAAUCAAUGUUGGCUGAUAGAAGCUGGGGUAGAUGUAAUAUCACAAGGCGAAUGUCCAAAAUGUCCUAGCACUAUGAAUCCAGUCUGCGGUGCUGAUGGAAAAACAUAUGAUAAUGACUGCUGGCUGAAAGAAGCUGGUAUAUCCUUUCAUCACCAAGGGGAAUGUUGCAAAGGUUACAAACCAGUAUGUGGUGUUAAUAACAGAACCUUCAACAAUGAAUGUGAGCUAAAUCUCCAAGGUAUAGCGAAACAGUAUGAUGGAGUAUGUUUGGCUAAAUGAUAGCGAUUAUCUGAAAAGAAUUUCAUGAAAUAGUAUAUCAUAGUGUGACCUUUGGAAGAAGAAGAGCCAUCUUUGCAGCAGUGAACUAAGGAGUAUAUUAUGUCAGUUAGAAAUCCAGAUCCAUCAUUGUAUUUGUAUUGAACGCAUUCUA